Diversispora eburnea is the source of this 414-nucleotide messenger RNA. The record is from the annotation of a GenBank genome assembly. Lineage: Eukaryota; Fungi; Glomeromycota; Glomeromycetes; Diversisporales; Diversisporaceae.
AUGAAUCAAAAAAUCGCAUUUACUACUAUCUUGGUUGCGUUUUCCGUACUCUUUAUUUGCUUUACGAAUGCUUCUCCAAUUGGAUUGUCACCUCGUUCACCCGGUAGCGUCGCAUACGUUGAUUUCACGAAACCCAUCCUUGGUAGAGUCACUUUUACUGAACUUCGGGGCCAAAUCGUCAGAGUAACCGGACAAUUUAAUACAGGAUUCCCUGAUAGCACUAGCAAAUAUGAAUAUCAAAUUACUGGCGAUGAUAAGGAAGUAAUUGAUAGCGACAUCAUUUAUCCACCUGGAACUGCACCAUUUCAAUUUGAUUUCAAAAAUAUAACCAUCCAAUUUUUUGUCGGGAAAAAUCUUACAAUCUUCCGUAACAGUAAAGUUCUUGAAACGGAACCUAUCAAACUAGUUGGAUAA